UUUUUUUUACCAAUCUUUGGAAUGCUUAAGUAUUUCUUUCUCUACCAUUUUGGAUAUGUAAUUCUUGUAAUGGAGGUCAUUUUCCUAUGGAUAAGGGGUAGUAAAGGUGAUGAAUUUCAUUCGUAAGAAAGAAUAAUGUGGAUUUGAAGUAGGGAAUGAGGAGCCUCUUCAAUCCUCAUCUUUACAGUUCAGGUGUAUGUGAAAAGUACACAGUAUGAUGCUUUUUCUUCUUCUUAGAGCUUUCUCUUCUCAUUUAUCACUUGGGGGCUGUGGCUUUGCCCAGCUUCCUUUUGGGUUCUUCUUGUCCCCUCUCCCUCAAGAAAUUAGAUUCUCACUUGUAUACUGUACGAAAUGAUUUUUACAGCACUAAUAAAUAUCAACUCCACAUGUCCUUUUUCUUCAAAGUCCUCCUUUGAAGUCUUUGAAAAAGUAGUGUUCCAGUGCUGCUGCCACAUUUUCUCAAUUUUAAACCUGAAACAGUUGGUGGGGUUUCUCCAAUUCAAAGGCUGAAGUGUCAAAUUCAUUGGGUUCCUUUGUUUUUUUCUUUUUAUACCUGAGGUUUAUCCUCCAAUUCAGUUCUGGGGUACCUUGCCAUAAGAAUGUAUUAUAAACCCAGUUGGAUUCAGGGCCCUGAAUCUUUCUUGUGAACAAUUUGGGCGUUGGUUCAUAUAGCUCAACCAUGAGGCAUGUUGUGGCUCUGCCCCUAGCUUUAUGGGUAUGGGUUAUUUUUCAUGGUUCUGUGCUCUGCCAGAGACCUGCAGUUGUGAAUAUUGGUGCAGUUUUCACCUUUGAUUCAGUUAUCGGCAGACCGGCGAAAGUGGCUAUGAAAGUUGCAGUUUCUGAUGUUAAUUCAGAUCCAAGAAUUCUCAAUGGAACUGAACUGAACCUAAUCAUGGGGGAUGCAAAGUGUAGUGUGUUCAUGGGCUGUAUUGCUGCAUUUCAGGUACUUGAGAGACGAGUACUGGCUAUAAUUGGGCCACAGUCCUCCUCAAUAGCUCAUAUGAUUUCUCAGAUUGCUAACAGUCUCCAAGUGCCUCAAAUCUCAUAUGCUGCCACUGAUCCGACUCUCUCUGCCCUCCAAUUUCCUUUCUUUCUUCGUACCACACAUAGUGACUCGUAUCAAAUGGCUGCAAUGGCUGAUUUGAUUGACUAUUAUGGGUGGAAGGAAGUUAUUGUAAUUUUUGUGGAUGAUGAUUAUGGGAGGAAUGGUAUGGCUGCUUUAGACGAUGAGCUUGAGAAAAGAGGGUCAAAGAUUUCUUACAAGUUGCCUUUGCCUACAGAAUUCAAUGUCAGGGACUUCACUGAAAUGCUCAAUAAGUCCAAAUUGAUUGGACCUCGAGUUUAUGUUGUUCACGUUAACCCUGAUCCCAGUUUUAGAAUCUUUUCCAUAGCUCAAAAACUUCAAAUGAUGACCCGUGGCUAUGUUUGGUUGGCAACAGAUUGGCUUUGUGCUACUUUAGAUUCAUUCUCACCAAUGAAUCAAACUUCACUCCGUUUCCUCCAAGGGGUAGUUGGACUUCGUCAACAUAUUCCACAAUCCAGGAAGAAGGAUGCUUUUGUGUCCCAGUGGAGAAAAAUGCAGAAAAAAGGGUUAGUAAGUUCUGGAUUGAAUACGUAUGGACUUUAUGCUUAUGACACUGUGUGGGCGGUUGCAUAUGCAAUUGAUAAGUUUUUAAAGGAAAAUGGCAAUAUAUCAUUUUCUGCAAGUGAUAAGUUACAUGAUAUGAGAGCAACUCAGUUUGGGAAGCUAGAAGUUUUUGAUAAUGGAAAUUUUUUGCGUGAACAAUUACUGCAGAUAAAUUUCACUGGUUUAACAGGUCGGAUUCAAUUUGAUCCAGAAAGGAAUGUCAUAAAUGGUAGUUAUGAUGUCAUUAAUAUUGUCCACACAGAAAUUCGUGGGGUUGGUUAUUGGUCUAAUUAUUCAGGUCUCUCAGUGCUACCCUCAGAAGAUCUCAAAGGUGAACAAAAUAGAAAUUCCCUUCUAGAUCAGAAGCUUCGCAUUGUUACCUGGCCUGGUGGAAUCACAGAAAAACCACGUGGUUGGGAGAUUGCUGCCAAUGAAAGACCGUUGAGACUCGGGAUUCCAAAAAGAGCCAGUUUUGUUGAUUUUGUAACAGAAUCGAACACCAGUCACAAAGUCCAAGGAUACUGUAUUGAUGUGUUUAAUGCAGCACUGAAGCUAGUCCCAUAUAAUGUUCCACACACAUUCAUACCAUUUGGGGAUGGUCGGUCCAAUCCUCAUUAUGAUGAGCUUGUGCAAAAGGUUGCCGAUGAUGUGUUUGAUGGAGUUGUCGGGGACGUUGCAAUUGUUACAAAUCGGACAAGGAUUGUGGACUUCACUCAGCCUUACGCUGCGACUGGUCUUGUCAUAGUGGCUCCUGUCCAUAACACAAAAUUAAGUGCAUGGGUCUUUCUUAAACCAUUUACAGUUGAGAUGUGGUGUGUCACUGCAGCUGCUUUUGUGAUGAUUGCUGUGGUAAUUUGGAUUCUUGAGCAUCGUGUCAAUGACGAUUUUAGGGGUCCUCCUAAGAGGCAGCUCAUCACAAUGUUCCUGUUCAGCUUUUCAACACUAUUCAAGACAAACCAAGAAGAUACCAGAAGCACAUUAGGACGGAUAGUGAUGGUGGUAUGGCUUUUCUUAUUGAUGGUAAUCACAUCGAGUUAUACGGCUAGCUUGACUUCAAUCCUUACGGUCCAGCAACUUUCAUCACCCAUCACAGGAAUUGACAGCUUGAUUGCAAGUGACUUGCCUAUUGGUUAUCAAGUAGGGUCAUUUGCCUUCAGCUAUCUGAGGGACAGUCUUUACGUACACCAAUCAAGACUUGUUUCUCUAGGCUCCCCAGAAGCAUAUGAAAUGGCAUUGCGAAAAGGGCCAAAAGGUGGAGGGGUGGCUGCUAUCGUAGAUGAGCUUCCAUAUGUGGAGCUGUUUCUAGAAAAGCAGAAGGAUUUUGGGGUUUUUGGGCAAACAUUCACCAAGAGCGGCUGGGGAUUUGCUUUUCAAAAAGACUCUCCACUUGCCGCUGACCUAUCAACUGCAAUCCUGAGACUUUCUGAGACUGGAACACUUCAGAAGAUCCAUGAGAAUUGGUUUUGUAAGAUGGGUUGUCCUGGAUGGAGGAGACGGAAGUCUGAACCUAACCAACUCCAUAUGAUCAGCUUCUGGGGUCUAUAUCUUUUAUGUGGUUCUAUUACACUUAUUGCACUCCUAGUGUUUCUGCUACGAACCAUUCGCCAGUUUGCCCGGUACAAAAGGAAGAAGCCAAUACAGAUAGGCGAUUCUCCCUCGGUGUCAUCAAAUACCCGCUGUUCCCAGGUCAUUUACAACUUCUUUGACUUCAUAGAUGAGAAGGAAGAAGCCAUCAAGAAAAUGUUCAAGCAGCAAGAGAAUCCCCAGCCUCAGGUGAGCUAAUCAAUGAUAUAAUUACUAGUACAAUUUGAAUAUUCCAGUGUUAAGAGACUAAUCAAGUAUAUAGAUGAUCUUUUAUUACUUCUCAACUGGUAUUCAAAAAGUAUGUACAUCCAUAUUUGCCUACCUAAGUUGUAAUAUAGUAAUCUUUCCUUGCUUA
Molecule: messenger RNA, 3566 nt
Organism: Vitis riparia (riverbank grape)
Lineage: Eukaryota; Viridiplantae; Streptophyta; Magnoliopsida; Vitales; Vitaceae
Product: glutamate receptor 3.7
Exons: 6
Coding region: 680-3409 (909 amino acids)
Cellular component (GO): plasma membrane
Molecular function (GO): glutamate-gated receptor activity
Source: RefSeq, a predicted model, not a curated record